CAUGCACUGCGAGGUCUGCGGUAUAUUAUUGACAAAGAAAAGAAGGCUGAAGAGAAACAACAACAGGGUGGGAACAGAAGCACCAGCGUUAUACGAACCCGUGUGCUGACAACAAGUAACGCAUUGUGGCGAUGAGAGCGGGAAGUGCCGUUUCCACCUAAAGGGAGUCUACACAGCGUGAUAGCUCGUGGCAAGAGGGGUGGGGGGGCCCAGGCAGACCGUGGACGGGGAAGGGGACGAGCUCAGCUGGAGCCAAUGCAGCAGCAGCAGCAUCGACAGCCUGAGCUGGUGGAGGGAAGCCUUCCCGUGUUCGUGUUCCCCACUGAGCUCAUCUUCUACGCCGAUGAGCAGACAUCUCACAAGCAGGUGCUCACCCUCUACAACCCCUAUGAGUUCGCCCUCAAGUUUAAAGUGCUGUGCACAGCGCCAAACAAAUACACUGUGGUUGAUGCCACUGGAGCAGUCAAGCCACAGUGCUGUGUCGACAUAGUAAUCCGACACAGAGAUGUGCGCGCGUGCCACUAUGGGGUGUACGACAAGUUCCGACUGCAGGUGUCGGAGCAGAGUCAGAGGAAAGCCCUGGGCCACAAAGAGGUGACGGCCACGCUCCGCCCCUCAGCCUCGCAGGAGCCGCCCAGCCCCCGCUUCCAAGAUGAGGAGCGCCGACUUAAAGAGCAGUUUGCGGUCAGCGAGUUUUUCGAGCAGACUGCUGCGUGUCCGACAGAGAGCCGUCCUGCUGCUGGGGGCCCCAGCCUGCUGACGGUGCUGCUUGGGCUGGUGUGUAUGGCCGCCCUGAUGCUCCCAACCCUGGGGGAGCAAGACUUUACUGUGCCUGUCUACCUCCACUUAAGUAUUAACAAGAAACUUGUAGCUGCUUAUGUUCUCGGUCUUCUUACGAUGGUCAUUCUACGCACAUGAAGUGCUGAGAGGAGGGGAAAUGAUCCAAAGACGGAGAGAACACCCUCACACCCUGGAGGCUCUGCUACGCUUCAACGAGUACAGCGGACGGGUCGUGGUACUUACUCAGCUGGCUCCGCCCCGUGCAAAAUACAUUUUAGUAUACUUGUUUUCAAAUCCACGUAUUUGUGUUUGUACGCAAACUGAACCGACGCAAAUGGAGACCCCCAGUGUGUCGGUCUAAAGAACGGUAGAGACAGGAAACACGAGGCCAUUCAAAGUGUUGUUUGAGCUCAUACUCCCCGUGUCCGUGUUUCUGUUGCCGUUAUGUACCAGACUAUGAUUAACUCGAGUGUGAAGGAACCUACAUGCAAACAUUAUACAUGUGUAUAUAAAGCCAUUACAACGUUGUGGUAUCGACCUGUAACCAUCAUUAUAUUCAUGCUUUGAAGCAUUUUCAGUAUAGACGCCGAGGACUAAAUGCAGUCAUUUGCAUGUGUGGACACUUUAUCUGGUUGAGUUUUUAAAGAUACUUUCACACGUCACCAAAUCAGAAACCUUCUUGUGAAGAUAGUGGUUUGUUCGCUACAUCAAUGCUACACAUGUACGUGUAAUAAAAGGCUCAAUACAGCUGUCUGGUAUAAAAUGAGAUCAGGUUAUUUUGUGUACCUUACAAGUUGGUUGAGGUUUAGAAAUGACACUAUCCUUCAGUAAUGUGUUUUAGUGCUAAAAGGACAAAAGAUUCUCCUUGGAACAUUCAAAACAGCUUCACGCUCGUAAUAAAGAAAUAAUUUAUUUAGUCCUGACGUCCGCCACAGUUGCAAUCACAAAAAGACACGAGCACAGCCAAGUUGUGAGCCAGCGUGGCAGAUUGCAGCCUUUCCAUUGCAGUCACACAGUAGAAGAUUUGCUGAAUUCAUGCCCUGAACACUUCAUAAGACGACAGAAAAUAUCAAAUAUCUUUACAGCAGGGCAGGCUGACUGCUUUGUAUAUCGAGGGAAAAGACUGUUUAAAAAAUAAAAAUAACUGCAGCCACACGUCUUUAAGUUAAAAGGGCGCCCUCUCUUUUUUUUACAUACACGUUAAUGGCGACAGAGCCUUGAAAGGGUUCAUAUGUAUGAGUUACACAGGGGAUAUGGACACCGGGGCCAUGACAGUUCAAAGCUAAUUUAGGUGCAAAAAGAAAUACAAAAUUGGCAGUACAGGCUUUACCUCUACAUACUGCACUCUUGGAUCAUGUUUUACGACAAAGUCAAGUUUCGCUUCUGCCCUGCUUACACACGGGCUGAAACAUCACAGGAUUGUGCAUCCUGUGCAAAAAGCUAUUUGAAUAAAAGUAACCACAGCAGUCUCUUCCCUCACAAUGCGGCGGUGCCAUU
This is a messenger RNA of Anarrhichthys ocellatus (wolf-eel), 2277 nucleotides long. It is a transcript of the gene mospd1, whose product is annotated as motile sperm domain containing 1. The transcript is spliced from 6 exons. NCBI's taxonomy places the organism in Eukaryota, Metazoa, Chordata, Actinopteri, Perciformes, Anarhichadidae. Bases 256 to 918 code for a protein of 220 amino acids. The record is from RefSeq and is a predicted model, not a curated record. Gene Ontology annotation, cellular component: cytoplasm.